AUGAUACGUCAGCUGACGUAUGGCAACGUGGCCGAUUCACUUGAUGAGUAUCUACAAAUGAGUGAACAAACUUCCAAAUUAGACGCGUUUGAUGCUUUUCGGAUGCUUGGGAGCAUCCCUACUGUAUGCAUUGGCUGUGGAAAAAGGUGUCCAAAAGCAUGGCAAGGCCAGUUUACUCGAUGUGAUAAAGGGCAUCCAACCAUCAUGCUUGAAGUUGUUGCGUUGUUCGAUGACAUAUAUGGCCUUAAUCAAUCACAUUUGUUUAGAGAAAUCAUUGAGGAUACGGCUCCGGAUACUUCAUUUACGGUUAACGGAACCGAUUACCAGAAUGGGUACUAUCUAGCCGACGGUAUUUAUCCUGAGUGGGGGACAUUCGUCAAGGCUUUUUCAUGCCCACAAGACGCGAAAAAGAAAAACUUCAAGAAGUAUCAAGAAAGUGCACGAAAAUAUGUGGAACGAGCAUUCGGAGUAAUCCAAGGUCGUUGGGUGAUCCUUACACACCCCUCAAGGUCGUUUAGUGUCAACAAGAUUCGUCGAACCAUGUAUGCUUGUGUCAUAUUGCAUAACAUGAUCGUCGAGGAUUCGGGUCAUGCAAUAACCUCCUAUGAUCUAGAAAUCCUAGCUGUGCCACCCCGUGUACCUAUUCGUACCUUCCGAGAGAGGAUGGCGGUCCACGCACGGACCAAUAGGGAGCUUCCAGACCGAGGGGUUCUCCAUGGUCUUCGUCACAAUCUUGUCGAGCAUAUUUGGCGCCUCCCGUGA
This is a messenger RNA of Erigeron canadensis, 762 nucleotides long. RefSeq lists its product as uncharacterized. The record is from RefSeq and is a predicted model, not a curated record. The transcript has 3 exons. Lineage: Eukaryota; Viridiplantae; Streptophyta; Magnoliopsida; Asterales; Asteraceae. Bases 1 to 762 code for a protein of 253 amino acids.